AUGGCUAUGACAACAGUUGCAGUACCACCUUCGAUUCUUAAACCAUCUGCUGGUUUAGUAGGAGCAUCGAAAUGGCCAAAUGAUCUUGCUUGUAUUGACAAAUAUAAUUGGCUAUUACAUGUGAUGUAUGGUCGAGGUGAAUAUGAUCGUAUUCAACAAUUUAUUCGUAGUCAAUCGCAAAAAAACUCCUAUAUGACUUAUGUUCAAGCACUUGUACAUCGGCAAGAAGGACGUAUUGUUGAAGCACUUGAUCUAUUUCAAACAUGUGUUCUUGAAAAUCCAUCAUUAAUUAAUAUCAAACAAGUUGCUAAAUCUUUAGCAUUACUCGGACGCUAUCGUGUCGCUAUUGAUGCAUACAAAGAAGCUUUAACACGAACAAGUACUGAUUGGGAAAUUUUCCACAAUUUAGGUUUAUGUUAUAUGCAAUUACGCGAAUUUACAGAAGCUAAACAAUAUCUAUUACAAGCAUUACAAGUAUCAGAAAUUCAAGAAGCAUCUUAUUUAGCAUUGGGAAAAAUCUAUAUGUUAGACGGUGAACGAGAUGAAGCCGAAGCAAUAUUUGAACGAGGUGCUAGACGUAAUCCGGAAUCACCAACACUUUUUACUCAACUUGGUCUUUUAGCUUUUGAAAGAGCUCAUUAUACGAAAGCAUUCGAAUGUUUUGGUACAGCACUAACAUUUUGUCCAACACAUACUCCCGCUAUAAUGGCAGCAUGUCAAGUUAUACAGAAACAUGGUGAUGCUGAUGUUGCCCUGUCGAAGUAUCGUAUUGUUUAUGGACGAAAACCUGAAUGCGCACAAGUAUGGAAUAACAUUGGCAUGUGCUUUUUUUCGAAAAAGAAAUUCGUCGCUGCUGUUAGUUGUUUAAAACGUGCGAAUUAUUUAGCACCUUUUGAGCUCUAUAUUUUAUAUAAUUUGGCACUUGUACAUUUAUAUCUACAACAAAACGCGUCAGCAGCAAUUUUUCUUCAGUCAGCAAUUCGACUCAAUCGAAAACAUGCACCAAGUUAUGCAUUAUUAGGUGUCGCCCUAUCAAAACUCAAUGAUCCAGAAAAUGCUUUACGAGCCUAUACAUAUUCGCUUAAACUAAACCCAACAGAUCCCACGACCUUACUUAAUUAUGCUAUUUUUCAGACGAAUACAGGUGUGCCGAAAUCAAAAAUUGAUACUACUCUUCAACAAUUUUAUCAAUCAUAUACUGAACGAGCAUCUUCAGUUAAUCAACGUGAACUUGAUGCAUCGAUGUUAGAAAUCGCUGGCAAACUAGUUGCACCCAUAUCAGGAACUGUAUCACAAUCGACAUAUGCACCACAACCGCUACCACUACCAAAACCGGCAAUACCUGCUCAACAAGAACAAGCUGAUGCGCCAUCAACAUUCGUAUUUUCACCAAGAAAACCGACUGAAGUGAAAGCAAACGAUGAGGAUGUUGUGCCUAACAAUCCUGCCCCAGAAAUGCCAGUGGUUAAAACGAAGAUUUUCGAUGAUGGACGUCAUAGAAGACAACGAGGAAAAGCAUUGCCUGUUUUGCCAUCGCAACCAGAUCCUGCUCAAAACGAUAGACAAGACGAGUCUACAGCUUUCUAA
This is a messenger RNA of Rotaria socialis, 1587 nucleotides long. Lineage: Eukaryota; Metazoa; Rotifera; Eurotatoria; Philodinida; Philodinidae. The record is from the annotation of a GenBank genome assembly.